Messenger RNA from Thyridium curvatum, 1164 nucleotides. RefSeq lists its product as uncharacterized. Gene Ontology annotation, molecular function: aldose 1-epimerase activity; carbohydrate binding. NCBI's taxonomy places the organism in Eukaryota, Fungi, Ascomycota, Sordariomycetes, Thyridiales, Thyridiaceae. Gene Ontology annotation, biological process: glucose metabolic process; beta-D-galactose catabolic process via UDP-galactose, Leloir pathway. Bases 1 to 1164 code for a protein of 387 amino acids. The transcript is spliced from 5 exons. The record is from RefSeq and is a predicted model, not a curated record.
AUGAAAUUCACGACAGUUCUCCCUGUGCUUGUAGGAGCUGCUCCUGCCUUUGGCCAGGUCAACAUCAAGCCCGAUGAGAGUGGUCGAUACACAAUCUCUGCCGACGGUAUCAAGGCACAAUUCAUUCCAUACGGCGCAACCCUUACCAACCUGUUUGUGAAAGACAAGGAUGGCAAGGACAUCGAUGUCGUGCUUGGGUACGAUAAUACCUCAUACUAUCCCGUCGAUAAAGGCCACCCCGUCUACAAUGCCAUUCCCGGCCGCUACGUCAACCGGAUCGGCAAGGCUACAUACACGCUCGACGGCAAGAAGUACCAAACCGAGGCUAAUGACGGCCCCAACACUCUGCACAGCGGUACCAACAACUGGUCGUACCGCGUCUGGAACGUCACGGCCGCUGAGAAGGACUCGAUCACCUUCUCGAUAACUGACCCUGCCUAUGCCGAGAAGGGCAUGCCUGGCGAGGUCGAUGCGUCGGUCACAUAUAGCGUCGCCAACAGCACCUGGCACAUCAAGAUGGCUGCCGCCGCGCCGGAAACCCGCACCCCCCUCAUGCUGACCCACCACACCUACUUCAACCUCGACGCCUACAAGGACCCCGCCACGAGCAAGAUCUGGAACCACACGCUGUACAUGCCCCGCGCCAACCGCUGGCUCGAGGCCGGCGACGACGCCGUCCCCACGGGCAAGGUCCUGCCUGCCCAGCCCAACAGCAUCAACGACUUUGCCAGCGCCCCGGACAUGCAGCUCGGCCACGCCUCGGGCGACCCUAAAUUCGCGGGCAACUGCGGCGGCGGCGGCGCCUGCGAAGGGUACAAUGGCUACUUCGUCUUUGACGACUCGUCCGAGAAGGGCAAGGCCGACGACCCGGACGUCAUCCUGGCGAGCAGCUUCUCCGGAGUGCGGGCCGAGCUGCGGACCGACCAGGCCGGCGUGGUCAUCUACACCUGCAACUGGAUGGACGGGACGGCGGAUCUGAAGAGCACGCAGGGUCUCAAGGAUAGGAAGAAGGUCGCGCGAAGCUCUUGCGUGGCUAUUGAGGCCCAUGACUGGGUUGAUGGUAUCAACCACCCGGAGUGGAAGCGUCUUGAUGCCCAGAUCAAGGGUCCUGGUGAGAAGUAUAGCUGGGAGAGCUCGUGGUCCUUUGUUGUGAUCAAGACAUAG